This is a messenger RNA of Agrilus planipennis (emerald ash borer), 855 nucleotides long. It is a transcript of the gene Josd, whose product is annotated as josephin-1. Lineage: Eukaryota; Metazoa; Arthropoda; Insecta; Coleoptera; Buprestidae. The transcript is spliced from 3 exons. Gene Ontology annotation, biological process: protein deubiquitination. The record is from RefSeq and is a predicted model, not a curated record. Gene Ontology annotation, molecular function: cysteine-type deubiquitinase activity. Bases 160 to 711 code for a protein of 183 amino acids.
GUUACUGAUAUGGUUGUUGAUGAUUUGUAUGAUACUUGCAUGGUACGAAUUUGAUGAUUUAACUAACUUCAACGAUUUAUUAUUCUUGGCGCUCACGGGCCUACCAAUGCAAAAAUUCUCUUCGAGGUGACGAUUUCUUUUUAGUAAUGGAAUUUUAAAAUGCAUUCAAAUGAAAAUUGUCCCGAAGUAUAUCACGAAAAACAGGUUAAGGAAUUAUGUGCUUUACAUGCUUUAAACAAUUUAUUUCAAAUGAAAGAUUAUUUUUCCAAAGUGGAUUUUGAUAAUAUUUGUUACUCUUUAUCACCUAAUGUUUGGAUAAAUCCUCAUAGGUCAAUAUUUGGUUUAGGAAAUUAUGACGUGAAUGUUAUAAUGAAAGCUUUACAAACUAAAGGGUAUGAAGCAAUUUGGUUUGAUAGACGAAAGGAUCCUUCUUGUUUAAUUCAUAGUAAUAUUUUUGGAUAUAUAUUGAAUAUUCCAACUGAUUUAAAAUUUGGAUUGAUUACUCUUCCUGUAUAUCGUAGACAUUGGAUAGCAAUAAGGAAAGUUCAUAAUGUCUUUUAUAACUUAGACUCUAAAUUGCAAACACCAAAAGUAAUUGGAUUGGAGUCUGACCUUAACAAAUUCUUAAAAAAGGAACUUGAAAACGAGGAUAAUCAACUGUUUGUUGUGGUAACUAACGAAGUUGGAGAAAAGCAAAGUUGGUGUAAUUAAAACAUUUCGUUUCUUCAUUGGCACAGUAAACAACUUAACAUGCUAAAAUUGGAAAGAUUUAUGGUAUAUCAUACUUUUCCACAUUAAUUUUAACAUACGUAUUUUAUUGUUAAGAACAUAAAGUAAUAUAUAUUUUAUUUUCUA